This is a messenger RNA of Plasmodium vinckei vinckei, 1260 nucleotides long. Its product is annotated as Plasmodium exported protein, unknown function. Bases 1 to 1260 code for a protein of 419 amino acids. The transcript has 2 exons. Lineage: Eukaryota; Apicomplexa; Aconoidasida; Haemosporida; Plasmodiidae. The record is from RefSeq and is a predicted model, not a curated record.
AUGGAGAAAACCCAAACAAAAAAAAAUAACAAUAGAAGAAGAAUGGCAAACUGCUCUCCACUUUCUGGGAAGCUAUUCAUUUUAUCUAUUAUAUUAAUAUUACCAUAUAUAGUUAAUUAUGCACCUAACAAUGAAAACAGCCACAAUGUAUCAUUUUCAACAAACAAAGACCUUAAAAGGUUUUUAGCAGAACCUGCAGAGGAACUUGAACUUGAUCUCAACAACGCCCCCGAAGAUGAGUUAGAACCUAACCUCGAAGAUAAUGAUGAAUUUGAGGGCGAAGAUGAUGAAAACAAUGAUGUCAGUUCUGAACGAGAUGAUGAUGAUUACUUUUCUGACCCAGAAUCUUGUCUUGCAUCCGACUCAGAUUAUGAUGAUGAUGAUGAUAUGGAUUUUGACCACCCAUCUACCCUUGAGUACGAAUAUGAAUCUGACCCCGAAUUUGACAAUAACGACGACCCAGAAUUUGACAAUAACGACGACCCAGAAAUUGACAAUAACGACGACCUCGAAGCUGGCGAUGAAUCAAGAGACCUCGAAGCCGGCGAUGAAUCAAGGGAGCUCGGAGCAAGACCUAAGUUCUUUAGAAAGUCAAGACAAAAUAAUAAUGCAUUACAUAGAGCAAGAGCUAAUGAUGUUGAUUCUGACGAUGAAUUUGAUGAUGAUGAAGAUAAUGCCGAAGUUGCCCAUGCACCAAGAAAUAGGCCCUUUAGAAAGCCAAAAAAUAAUAAUAAUGAGGAAGAUCAAGUAGAAGAAGGUGAUAUUGACGUUGAUAGAGCAAUGGCAGAAGAAUCAUUAGGUCAACUUUUUUCAAAUAUUGAUCCAGAAGAAAUUCAAAAUGCAUUUUUGUCAUCAUUACCUUUUAUGAUAAAUUUAGGUGGAUUCGGAAAUUUGGCAAACGCAAAUGCAUUGACUAAUGAUGAAAAUGACCCCAAAAAACAGGCAAAGAUUGAUGAAAAAGUUAAUACAGUCGACAAGAUGUUAGAAGAACUCAUAGACGAUUUUAAUUUAUCUGAAUCUAUACAAGAAAACAUGGCUGAUAUUCAAAAUGUUGCUCAACAAUUGCAACAUGACCCCAAAUCUGUUUCUCCCGUAAAAUUAGUCAAGGUUAUUGCAUCCCUAGCUAAUUCAAUAGCACAAUCAUGCUUGGAUGAAAAUGGAGAAAUCGAUCCAAAUAAAGCUGAAGCCAGCGCUCACUUAAUGAAAGAAAAAUUAGAUAAAAUAGUUGACGAAGCAAAUAAACCAAUAUCAGAAGAUUAA